CGUCAGGCGCCCGGCGGCUCCUCACUCGCUCCGAGGCAGGUGCGGCGAGUGUAGCGCGGCGUCCUCAGUUCCCGGCCCCACCACUAUCCAGGCGGUUCGUGGAGAGGUGCAUUUGGCAGGUCCCUGAUGAACCAAGAGAACCCUCCACCGUAUCCUGGCCCUGGUCCAACGGCCCCAUACCCACCUUAUCCACAACCACCAAUGGGUCCAGGACCUAUGGGGGGGCCCUACCCACCUCCUCAGGGGUACCCCUACCAAGGAUACCCACAGUAUGGCUGGCAGGGUGGACCUCAGGAGCCGCCUAAAACCACAGUGUAUGUGGUGGAAGACCAAAGAAGAGACGACCUGGGAUCAUCCAGCUGCCUUACAGCCUGCUGGACUGCUCUGUGUUGCUGCUGUCUCUGGGACAUGCUCACCUGACCAGGCCAGUCCUCCUGUCCUGCCAGCUCUGCCACCACCUCCAAUAGGUGUGCCAGCCCCCAUCUCUUCUGAUUGCUGUAAUAAAUGACUAGCUCUGCACGGAAACCUCUACUUUCAGCACCAUGGGAAUCUAGAUUAGUGGGGGUUGCUGCUGUUUAAUUCAGUGACUUGAUCUUUUUGAUGUUCGAAAUACAUUUCUUAUUGAUCUUUAACAAAUGUGCUAAAUGAUUUCUUUUAUUGGCCAAAGGCUUAGUUAUGAAAUAUUUAUGAUUUUAAAUUACACAUUCAAGGUAGUGGCAAAAUGUAACAAACCACAGAAUAAUUUUUCUCUGCUAACACUAAGUUUCAAUAAAUUCGUCCAAACCUCA
Microcebus murinus (gray mouse lemur) is the source of this 788-nucleotide messenger RNA. RefSeq names its product cysteine rich transmembrane module containing 1 (gene CYSTM1). Gene Ontology annotation, cellular component: extracellular exosome. The record is from RefSeq and is a predicted model, not a curated record. Lineage: Eukaryota; Metazoa; Chordata; Mammalia; Primates; Cheirogaleidae.